Molecule: messenger RNA, 593 nt
Organism: Nasonia vitripennis (jewel wasp)
Lineage: Eukaryota; Metazoa; Arthropoda; Insecta; Hymenoptera; Pteromalidae
Exons: 5
Coding region: 83-517 (144 amino acids)
Molecular function (GO): odorant binding
Source: RefSeq, a predicted model, not a curated record
ACAAUUUUAAUCAGUCAUUCGUCGAAAUACACCCGAGCCUAGCACGUAAUUUCCCGCAUCGGAGCUCCGAGUUCUCAAAAGGAUGAAGUUUCUCACAUCUGUCCUUUCCUGCUUUGUUAUUCAUGCGAUGCUCGUCAGGUGUGCCCCCUUUCACGAGACAUUAGAUGAUGAUCCAGAUUUAAAUGACAGUAUUGAUUUAUGCGCUGCUGAAGUUGGUUUAUUAGUUGAAGAAACCAGGAAAAGUUUUAAUAUGCCUAUAGAAGCUCCUGGAAAUUGCGUAGUAGCGUGUGUGUGGAAAAAAAUUGGCCUGAUGGAAUUAGAUGGAAAAAUUGUUAAAGAAGAAAUGAUAUCGAGUCUCCAUCCGACUCUCAAGCAAAUGCCCAACAUAACUCCAAUCCACGAAGACGACUUCUACCAUUGUGUGGACGAAGCUAAUGAUUAUGAAGGUGGCUGCAUAGUAGUCUCGGAAUAUUUCAAAUGUAUAAUAAGGGAUUUAUUUAACCAACUGUCUAUAUAAAUAACACCAUACAAAGACUCGACCAUAACUGACUUAUAUGAUUUUUAAAUAAAGUAAGUUUUUAGCAUUGAUCAAA